This is a messenger RNA of Penicillium angulare, 1047 nucleotides long. It is a transcript of the gene aspD, whose product is annotated as septin aspD. Gene Ontology annotation, molecular function: GTPase activity; GTP binding; molecular adaptor activity. Lineage: Eukaryota; Fungi; Ascomycota; Eurotiomycetes; Eurotiales; Aspergillaceae. The record is from RefSeq and is a predicted model, not a curated record. Gene Ontology annotation, cellular component: septin complex; microtubule cytoskeleton; cell division site. The transcript has 6 exons. Gene Ontology annotation, biological process: cytoskeleton-dependent cytokinesis. Bases 1 to 1047 code for a protein of 348 amino acids.
AUGGCCGCCGCUACCAGCGCUGCUUCAGCUCAGCAGCCCACCGUUUUCCCCCACAGUCAUGUCGGUUUCGACAGCAUUACUUCCCAGAUUGAGCGGAAGCUGUUGAAGCGUGGCUUUCAGUUCAAUGUCAUGUGUGUCGGUCAAACCGGCCUGGGAAAGUCCACCUUGGUCAACACCAUCUUCGCUUCUCACCUGAUCGACUCUAAGGGUCGUCUCACCCCCAACGAGCCCGUUCGCUCCACCACCGAAAUCCAGACCGUCUCGCACAUUAUCGAGGAGAAUGGCGUGCGUCUUCGUCUAAACAUUGUCGACACCCCUGGCUACGGUGACCAGGUCAACAACGAUCGCUGCUGGGACCCCAUCGUCAAGUAUAUCAAGGAUCAGCACUCGGCAUACCUUCGCAAGGAACUCACAGCUCAGCGUGAGCGUUAUAUCCAAGAUACUCGCAUUCACUGCUGCUUGUUCUUCAUCCAGCCCUCCGGCCAUGCCCUUAAGCCCAUCGAUAUCGUUGUUCUCAAGAAGCUCUCGGAUGUUGUCAAUGUCGUUCCAGUUAUCGCCAAGUCCGACUCCUUGACUCUUGAGGAGCGCCAGGCUUUCAAGGAGCGCAUCAAGGAGGAGUUCUCGUUCCACAACCUGAAGAUGUACCCCUACGAUAACGAUGAGCUCGAUGAUGAGGAACGUGCUAUCAAUGCUCAGAUCAAGGACAUCAUUCCUUUCUCAGUUGUUGGUAGUGAAAAGACUAUUGUGGUCAACGGCAAGCAAGUCCGUGGCCGUCAAAACCGCUGGGGUGUCAUCAACGUCGAGGAUGAGAACCACUGCGAGUUCGUCUACCUGCGCAACUUCUUGACCCGCACCCACCUCCAGGAUCUGGUCGAGACCACCAGCCAGAUUCACUACGAGACCUUCCGCGCUAAGCAACUGCUGGCUCUCAAGGAGAGCAGUGCCGCUGGCGGCGGCGGCCACAGCGGUGGCAGCCGACCCAUCAGCCCCUCCGCAGAUCGCGAGCUCAGCCGCAACUCCCAACGUGCGGCCAUGAACGGAUACUAA